CGGUGAUUGGCCGGGCGCGGCGGCGCGCGGUGACGCGCGCGGCGGCGGUGCGGGUCCCGAUUGCUGCAGCCGCUUGUCAGUGUGACGAAGAUUGGCACCCGAGGUUUCUGUCUUCCACCUUGUACAUAAGUGGGAUCUCUGUGCUGGAACAAGAAAAUGUCUUCAACUCAUUGAAGGAAAGGGACUAUUUGUUCACACUUAUGAUGAUUUGACACAAUUAAUGUCUCACUAACCAUGAUGGCAACACAGACAUUAAGUAUAGACAACUAUCAAGAUGGACAACAGAUGCAAGUGGUAACAGAGUUAAAAACUGAACAAGAUCCCAACUGCUCUGAAACUGAUGCCGAAGGGGUGAGUCCUGCCCCUGUAGAAUCUCAGACUCCAAUGGAUGCAGACAAGCAGGCCAUUUACAGGCACCCACUAUUUCCCUUGUUAGCACUAUUAUUUGAAAAAUGUGAACAAUCUACACAAGGCUCAGAAGGCACAACUUCUGCCAGUUUUGAUGUAGAUAUUGAAAACUUCGUGAGGAAGCAGGAGAAGGAAGGAAAACCCUUUUUCUGUGAAGAUCCAGAAACUGAUACUUUGAUGGUAAAAGCAAUCCAAGUUCUUCGAAUCCAUCUGCUGGAGCUGGAAAAGGUCAAUGAACUCUGCAAGGAUUUCUGCAGUCGUUACAUUGCCUGCCUGAAGACAAAAAUGAAUAGUGAAACUCUAUUAAGUGGAGAGCCUGGAAGUCCUUACUCACCUGUGCAAUCUCAGCAAAUUCCAAGUGCCAUUGCAGGCACACUCAGUCCCCAAGGGAUCGUGGUGCCAGCAUCAGCAUUGCAGCAGGGAAAUGUAACUAUGGCAACAGUAGCAGGGGGGACAGUGUAUCAGCCAGUCACUGUGGUCACUCCACAAGGACAGGUGGUGACACAGGCACUGUCACCUGGCACUAUUCGCAUCCAGAACUCUCAGCUCCAGUUGCAAUUAAACCAAGAUCUAGGCAUCUUGCAUCAAGAUGAUGGCUCAUCAAAAAACAAGAGAGGAGUUCUUCCCAAGCACGCUACAAAUGUGAUGAGAUCUUGGCUUUUUCAGCACAUAGGGCAUCCAUAUCCAACAGAGGAUGAGAAGAAGCAGAUUGCAGCACAAACAAAUCUGACACUACUCCAGGUUAACAAUUGGUUUAUCAAUGCUAGAAGGCGAAUUCUUCAGCCAAUGCUGGAUUCCAGUUGUUCUGAAACUCCAAAAACAAAGAAGAAAACAGCCCAGAACCGACCAGUGCAGAGGUUCUGGCCUGACUCCAUUGCCUCAGGAGUUGCUCAGCAGCAAUCGAACGAGCUCACGAUGUCAGAUGGUGCUGUCGUGACCAUCACAGCCCCAGUGAACAUGAACGUGGACAGUCUGCAGUCCCUGUCCUCGGACGGCGCCACGCUGGCGGUGCAGCAGGUGAUGAUGGGCGGGCAGAGCGAGGACGAGUCCGUGGACAGCGGCGACGACGACGGCGGCGACCUCUCGACAGCCAACAUCGGCGGGCUGGUCCUGGACAACAGCGACUCUCUGCAGUAGGAACCAGAGAGCCUGGAGGAAAAAAACACUUAGGAAAAAGAAUGGACUGACUGACUGACUUUUUAUAGUUUGCACAGCAAACAUUUUACACAAGUUUUAUUUCUAAUAUGUUUUAUAUGUAGAUAUAGAAGGGUGCACUUUUUUGUAUUUCAUAGUAAGCUUAAAGAGUGUUUUUGCAGGUGCAGCAACUUCUUUCAAAUGUGUUUUGGUUUGGUUUUUUUUUUGGUUUUUUUGUUUAUUUUCCUUUCCUUAUUUCAGAAAAUUAUAUCUAGUAAUAUAAAGAACCACGUAAGCACCCCUUCGUUCUCUGAAUUGGAAGUGCUGCAGUUUCUGAUGAAUUAUGCAGUUUCAAUUAGUGCUGUUAUUUAACACAGCUUUUGAUGGGCAGGUGAUGUAAAUUUAAAGCAUGUGACACUAGUGUGUGAAACUUGAUUAUUGAGUUAGAUGCAUAUAUUUGAAAGAUGCUUCUGCACCUUAAAAACUGCUAGUCUGAGGUGGACAGCAACACACAUAAAAAGGAACUGUUGAUGUGUGAUUCAGUAGAGAAUGUAUGGCAAUUUAAAUAAGUUUAGUUUCUCUCAUAGUCCGUGAGCCUGUUUAUCAUUUGCUAUAAAAACUCCUAUUUUUACCUUGCUGGGGUUAUUGGAUAAAAAAAAAAUAUUUUUAUAAAUUCACUAGAAAUUGGGAUGACAACUGUAUUAAGCAGGAGAAAAAAAAAAUAAUUUCCAGAGGGGAAAAAUAAAUGUUUAGUAUUCCUAUUUGGAAGGUCUGAAAAUUGACCCAAUUUAAUAAACAAGCCUACA
Molecule: messenger RNA, 2348 nt
Organism: Zonotrichia leucophrys gambelii
Lineage: Eukaryota; Metazoa; Chordata; Aves; Passeriformes; Passerellidae
Gene: PKNOX1
Product: PBX/knotted 1 homeobox 1
Exons: 12
Coding region: 235-1545 (436 amino acids)
Biological process (GO): regulation of transcription by RNA polymerase II; angiogenesis
Molecular function (GO): RNA polymerase II cis-regulatory region sequence-specific DNA binding
Source: RefSeq, a predicted model, not a curated record